AUGGCGUGCUGCGGGAGAAAAACAAGAGAGAAAGAUGCUCCUUCUCUGUCCAUCGAUAUGGCGUCGUUCGAGCUGCCGUCUCCACUGCCUCCAUGGCCACCAGGUAUCCAUCCUCAUGCUUCCUCUUUAUUCAGACACAGCAGCAUUAGGGUUUUCUCUGGUUUCCUGACGUCCCUGAUCUUCUAACUGGUGGGUCUUCGUCCUCCAAGGUGAGGGCUUCGCCGUGGGGAAGAUGAAUCUGGGGGAGAUCGAGGUCUGCGAGGUGACCUCCUUCGCUGAGGUUUGGGUAGCCCACGAAGGAGGACCCGGCAAUCUCGGAGCCGCCUUCUUCUCCCCUUCUUCAAUCCCCCCCGGCUUCUUUCCACUGGGAUGCUACGCCCAGCGCAGAGGAGCUCCUCUCUUUGGCUGGGUCCUCGUCGGAAAGGACGUCGGAGGAGGCGCCGCCGCCGCCCUCCAGCCGCCGGUGGACUACACCCUCCUCUGGAGCAGCGCCGGGUCCAAGCUCAAGCGCCAUGGCGACGGCUUCUUCUGGCUCCCGGUCGCCCCAGAAGGGUAGGGUAACAGCACAAAAACCAGUCGAUAUCAAAACGAAAAGUUAAGAUCGGAUCAGACUAAAUUCAUGGCCUAGAUGGGAUCUCCGACAGGUACUCCGCCGUGGGGCUUGUGGUCACGUCGUCGCCGGAGAAGCCCUCGCCGGAGGAGAUCCGCUGCGUCCGGUCGGAGCUCACCGAGCGCUGCGAGGCCGACGGCGAGCUCUGGAGCGACGGUAAGGGCUUCAAUCUCUCCCGCCAGAGGCCCACGGAAAGGGGCUCCCGCGCCACCGGCGUCGCCGUCGGAACCUUUACGGCAGCGGCGGCGCCGCCGCCGCUGUUAUGCCUGAAGAACUCCUCCUCCCUCACAUCCACCAUGCCCAACAAGGCCCAGAUCGAAGCUCUCGUAAAAACCUACUCCCCAUGGAUCUUCUGCCAUCCGAAGGACCCCUACUUCCCCUCCUCCGUCGCCUGGUUCUUCACCAACGGCGCCACCCUCCACAAGAAGGGCGACCCCAUCCCCAUCGCCGUCGACCCCUCCGGCGGCAAUCUCCCGCAGGGCGGCGCAAACGACGGCGAGUACUGGCUCGAUGUCCCCGCCGGCGGCGCUGCCAGGGAUAGGAUCCUGAAGGGGGACCUCCCCAGCUCGGAGGCUUACCUCCAAGUUAAGCCCAUGCUAGGCGGCACCUUCACGGACGUGGCCGUCUGGGUCUUCUUCCCUUUCAACGGACCGGCGAGGGCCAAAUUAGGGUUCCUCACCAUCCCCCUCGGCGCCACAGGCCGGCACAUCGGCGACUGGGAGCACCUCACUCUGAGGAUCAGCAACUUCUCCGGCAAACUCCGGCGAGUUUACUUCUCCCAGCACAGCGCCGGCGAGUGGGUGGAGGCCUCCAAAUUGGAGUUCCAUAAUGGGAACAAGCCCAUUGCUUACGCUUCUCUGCAUGGCCACGCCAUGUAUCCAGCGGCGGGGCUGUACAUGCAGGGCAGCGCCGCCGCCGGGAUAAGGAACGACGCCGCGGGUGGAGGGCCAGCGAUGGACACCGGCGAGAGGUGGAACCUGUUGGCGGCCCCCCACCUGGGCGACGCCGCCGCCCCCUCGCCGCCGCCGUGGCUGGAUUACCGGCGGCAAUGGGGCCCCAAGCUGACCUACUGGACCGCCGGAGUGUUGCAGAAGGUGGCUGGGUUCCUCCCCAGCGAGGUGUUCGGAGAAGAAGGACCCACCGGGCCCAAGGAGAAGAGCAGCUGGGAAGGGGACGAGAAGUAUACCCCGUAG
This is a messenger RNA of Spirodela intermedia, 1803 nucleotides long. The record is from the annotation of a GenBank genome assembly. NCBI's taxonomy places the organism in Eukaryota, Viridiplantae, Streptophyta, Magnoliopsida, Alismatales, Araceae.